Messenger RNA from Cynara cardunculus var. scolymus (artichoke), 414 nucleotides. Its product is annotated as actin-depolymerizing factor 7-like. The transcript is spliced from 2 exons. Lineage: Eukaryota; Viridiplantae; Streptophyta; Magnoliopsida; Asterales; Asteraceae. Gene Ontology annotation, molecular function: actin filament binding. The record is from RefSeq and is a predicted model, not a curated record. Gene Ontology annotation, cellular component: cytoplasm; actin cytoskeleton. Gene Ontology annotation, biological process: actin filament depolymerization. Bases 22 to 414 code for a protein of 130 amino acids.
UAGGCGAAUUCGGCGUCUGGAAUGGCUGUGCAUGAUGACUGUAAGUUAAAGUUUUUGGAGUUAAAAGCAAAGAGAAACUACCGUUUUAUUACCUUCAAGAUCGAAGAACAACAGGUGAUCGUUGAUAAGAUUGGUGGCCCUGAUCAAACCUACGAAGAUUUCACAAACUCUCUCCCUGGUGAUGAAUGCCGCUAUGCUGUCUUUGACUUUGACUUCACCACCGAUGAAAAUUGUCAGAAAAGCAAGAUUUUCUUCAUUGCCUGGUCUCCAGAUACAUCGAGGGUGAGAAUGAAGAUGGUGUAUGCAAGCUCCAAGGACAGAUUCAAGAGAGAACUGGAUGGGAUCCAAGUCGAGUUGCAAGCAACAGACCCGAGUGAGAUGAGUCUCGACAUUAUAAAAUCCCGAGCAAUCUAA